CACCUGAAAUUCUCAAACGGGGAGCGGAAAAGAAAGGGGAACUGGGGAAGCCCGACCGCCGGCUGCAAAACACACGUCGACAGCCGACCGGGCGUUGAAUUGGUUCUCUGGUCUUUCGUUUUAUCUGAAGGGUGGUUCCGUCUUCUAUACAAAGCUCUCGUCGACGGCGGCCGUAAAACAGGUACAAUGCCAAAAAAUAGAGCAGCUUCUACUAAUAAGAAGCAGCAAAAGCGCGGUGUCGACUUCAAGAGCGUGGCAUCUGAUAAAGUGGGUUUGGCUGUCAGCAAGAAAGGUUUGACCUUGAAAGAGCUCCUUCAACAAACAUCCCAUCACAAUGCCAGAGUUCGUAAAGAUGCAUUAAUGGGAAUGAGAGAUUUGUUCCUUAAGUACCCGGAGGAACUGAGGUCACACAGGUAUGCUGUGAUAGAAAAGUUGCGUGAACGCAUCAGUGAUGAUGAUAAAAUGGUCCGAGAAAACCUCUAUCUUCUAAUCAAGUCAGUUGUAUUGCCUGCUUGCAAGGAGGAUAAUCAGGGACCCAUCAUAUCUAUGAUGAUGGUUUACAUUUUCAAUGCAAGGCACAUUUGGCGAUUGAUGUCCGACUGA
Linum tenue is the source of this 603-nucleotide messenger RNA. The record is from the annotation of a GenBank genome assembly. NCBI's taxonomy places the organism in Eukaryota, Viridiplantae, Streptophyta, Magnoliopsida, Malpighiales, Linaceae.